CAGACCCGGAAAUGAACCAAUAGUGAGACGAACGGCUCUGCAUCCGCCUUUGCUGCUCCUUGUUGAGGGAGCAAAAGUCUGUCAAAACAUGAGUUUCCACUACGGACAGGGCUAUCCAGGAGGAGGUAACCCACCUCGAGGUGCUCCAUAUGGUGGAGGAGGUGCUCCGUACGGGGGAGGAGGUGCUCCCUAUGGCCAUCACCCCUCUGCUCCAUAUGGAGGUGCUCCAGGUGGUUACGGAGCUCCGGGCCACGGAGGGCAGUACGGGCAUGGACCAGGGGGUGCCCCCGGCGGACCUUAUGGAGGUUAUGGGGCGCAGCCUCAUGGAGGGAAUUAUGGACACCACGCUCCUGCAGGUAACAUCCCUCCCGGUGUUAACCCAGAGGCACACCAGUGGUUCCAGACAGUGGACACAGACCGCAGCGGCUUCAUCAACUUCAAAGAGCUGAAGCAGGCACUCGUCAACUCCAACUGGUCGGCCUUUAAUGAUGAGACCUGCCUCAUGAUGAUCAACAUGUUUGACAAGACGCGAUCAGGACGAAUAGACCUGUUCGGCUUCUCUGCACUGUGGGAGUUCAUGCAGCGAUGGAGAGCUCUCUUCCAGCAGUAUGACAGAGACCGCUCAGGCACUAUCAGCAGCACAGAGCUACACCAAGCCCUCGCCCAGAUGGGCUACAACCUGAGCCCCCAGUUCUCAGAGAUCCUGGUGCAGCGCUUCUCCUACCGAGGUGCACGACCGGGCAUCCAGCUGGAUCGCUUCAUCCAGGUCUGCACCCAGCUGCAGACCAUGACCCAGGUGUUCAGAGAGAAGGACACCAGCAUGACUGGCAACAUCCGUCUCAGCUAUGAGGACUUCCUCUGUGGAACCGUCACCAGGCUCAUGUGAGCCUCAUCUUUCCUGUGGAUUCGCGACGCCAUUCCAUGAUCAGGACAUAUUUUGCACAGUUUUCAUUGCACUCCCAAAAUUAGUGAUACUUAUACAGUCUUAUUGAGCCAGUGUACGUCAUUCCAUAGCUUGUUGCUCUGAGAAUAAAUUGAAACCAAAGCCACAUAUUUGAGACCAGAUCAGCCACCAUAAUGCAGCUUCUUCUAAACUAUGUGAAUUUAAUUGCAGCUGUUUUAAUGGUACUUGACUGAAAUCAUGACGCAUUCAGUCACACUGAGUUUAGUUUGCAGAGUUUCCCUGAUGACAAAGCUGACAACAAUAGCUGUUUUCAUGCACACAUUCCUCAAAAUGUUUAGAGAAUUUCAAGCAGACUGCAGCUGAAAUCACCCUGGUUGUUCACACACACGCACCUCACAAGAGGAAACAAGCCCUAAUGGAUGGGAGGGGAGGGGCGAGGGUGUCCCGGGUCAGGAGUAGCAGAGUCUGUUAUAAAUGUUACGGUGAGAAUGUUUGCCUUUACACCAAUUCUAUGUGUAGUAUAUGUAUGUAAAGUAAUGCAACAGUCCAAUUAUGUGCAAUGAGCCUGCAACAUAAAGUCUGUAGUCAUGUACAGAUUGUGCAGAGUUCUCUCCUGGUGAAUUCUCCUGGUUAUUUCCAGCUGGGUUCUCACAGCAGCUCAUUUGGACUUCACAUUAAAAUUCUAAGAGGCUGGCUGGAAAAAACCUGGAUGAAGUCUGAGUGAAAAAAAAAUCAUUUGUUUGUGUUUAAACAUGCAGCUCAUCCUGAAAAUUUAAAGAUAAGGGUGUGGGAUAGGAUUUUUUUCAUGGCCAAAUCAGGAUUUUAGGGCUAAAGGCCUCUGCACACAGAGUGUGUUUUUUUUGUCUGAAAUUGCUGCAUGUUAAAAAAGAAAUAUGUUAAUCAUGUUUGCACGCUUUUUUCACAUCCAUCAAAGUUAACUAAACUUACGCCUGCCCAUUAAGAGCAGCAGCUGCAGCUCACUCUCUCUUACUCUCUCUUUUGCACUGAAACCCGACUUAAUGCAUUGUGAUAUGCAUGUGUUUUUAGUGGGUAUCAACCAUGGAACAUCAUAGAUAAAGGCCAACAUUUUUACUCACAGCCACGUAACAAACUCGGCACUUGGAAGAGCGUCGUGAUGUACAAGCAUGUGCAAAUACCCAUAUUAAGGUGUCUCUCCUUUGCAGUGCAAGACCAUUUUGCAUCUUACUGCAAAUUCAAUGCAAUUACUAGAAAAAUAAAUGCACCAUUCUCUGCUUGCAAGGUUCAAGUAUGAUGUUUUUCAUCUUUACAGAUCCGAAAAACUCAUCCAAAAUAACAGACUCAGCAUGCAAAGACCCUAAAUCUGUGUAAAGUAAUGUCUGGUAGCCUGUACUACCAUCUUCCUGCUUUGGUGGCUCAUUGACACAUUCUAUUUCUUCUUAAUCUAAGAUUGUCCUAUCACACAGCCCUACUUCAGGAGCGUGGAAGCAGCUGCUCGGUCUCGACUGCAUGGAUUUAAAAGACUUGAGGAGGGAACAUUCAUAGAGAUGUUCUCUAAUCAACUGCACGGCAAUGAUUGUACUAACUAAAAUAACAUCACUUGUAAAUUAUCUCACAUUGCAGAAACAGGAUUGAUUUUUAUACAUACAUUAACAUUCAGAUGUAAUCAUCAGCAUAUCAGGAGUAUUCAGUGUUCCCUCAGUGUCCAGGCAAUGUUUGCCCAUUAUAUUAAGCAUUACCUUGUAUUAAAGGGGUAGUAAAUGUAUAAUUACUUUCUCGCCUAAUGUGGUGGUGGGGUAAAGUGUUUAUUAAAGAUUUAGUAACUGAAUAAUAAUUAAAUAUACAGGAAUUUAAGAAUUUAUUUUAGAUUUUACUAACACUUACUGCUGUAAGCCAGUGCAGCGUUUAAAAACAAACUGUUGCCAAAAUAUCAGUGACUUCAAGCUUUUCUCUUGCAUUUUUUCCACUUUUAUCUCAUUAAGAAAAGGUCCUCUGAGACUGCAGGGCUAGUACAUUCAUGCUAAUAAACUUGACAAGCAUGCCAAAACAGUUCUCAAUGGCCAAAACAAAAUAGGCUUUUAUAUCGCUUUUUUAAGUAUGAAUAAUCCCCUUUGAAUAUUUUUGCAAUGCAGCAAAACAAAGCUUCUUUCUGUUUAGGAUCUGUUUAAGUUAAUGUGAAAUCAAUGAUGUGAUUUCUCUGAAUUUAAAGGAAAAAUGUUGCAUAAAUAUCACUUGGCUUUUAAUAAAGCAGAUUUUGUACU
Messenger RNA from Cheilinus undulatus (humphead wrasse), 3144 nucleotides. It is a transcript of the gene pef1, whose product is annotated as penta-EF-hand domain containing 1. NCBI's taxonomy places the organism in Eukaryota, Metazoa, Chordata, Actinopteri, Labriformes, Labridae. Gene Ontology annotation, biological process: COPII vesicle coat assembly. The transcript has 5 exons. Gene Ontology annotation, molecular function: calcium ion binding. The record is from RefSeq and is a predicted model, not a curated record. The coding region runs from base 89 to 886 and encodes 265 amino acids.